UUCUUCCUCCAAAGAUGUGCUUGGAAACUUGAGCAGCGCUGGGGAGAAACCAAAUACUGUAAGCAAUCUAGGAGCCAUGUACAGAAAGUGUUUAGACAAGAAUGAUACUCCUGGUGAUUUCGCCAAUGUUCUAAAGGAAUAUGGAUAUAAUAACUGGCCAAUAAAUAGCUCAAAAAAUGGCGCUCCUGGAUGGAAUCUUACGGAUUUCUUUAACCAUUCUGGAAUUAAUGUACUCUUUCAUUUGGCGGUGAUUGCAGACCCUGCAAACGGCUCGAACUCCAUUAUUAGGAUUGGCCAUAAGCAUGUGGCAGUAUCAAAAGGCGAUGCACUAACCAAAUACAAUCGACUUCUUAUGGACCUUAUGAGCUCAGUAAGCCCAAGCUAUGACAACGUAUCUCUUCAAAAUUUCGCUGACCGUAUAAAUGAGAUCGAGGCAUUGCUCGUCAAUCUCUCGAAUCCUGUGAAUGGUUCCCGGCUGGCUCCUUCUGUGGCAUCAAUCUCCGAGCUACAGCAGAAUUUCUCAAAUAUUCCUCUUCUUGAAAUGCUGAACAAGGAAUUUUCAAAGUUGAACGUGACUUUAAAUGAAUCAGAGAGAGUGAUGGUCAACACAUUAUAUUACUACGAGAAGCUAAACGAAUUUCUGCCAAAUGCGUCUUCUGCUGACCUAGAAAUGUUGUACAAUUACGCACCCAUCCGCAACCUAUAUUUCCUCCUCGAGCACGCUUCGGCAAAAAUCCGAAAGAGCUUUGCAGCAGCAGUGGACAUCACACUCAAAAAUGAAAGAGACUGGGACGAUUGCUACACGUUGCUAAGAGAAAAUACACCUGAGGUCAUUGAGUACGCAUACAUAAACUCCACAUCCCGUCUCGACGACCGAAAUGAGGUGUUGAAAAUAGCCGAAAGGAUUCGUGAGACAUUCAACGCUACAAUUGAAAAUGCCGACUGGAUGAGCAACGAGAGCAAAGCUAUUCUGCAGCAGAAAUUAAGUGACAUGGCUUUAGGAAUUGGAUGCCCGGAAUAUAUCUUGAACAUCACAUAUAUUGACCAUGUGUACAAACACGUACCCAGAUUCAGUCCCGAUACAUCUAUACUCGAAAUGAUGUACUUCCUUCACCAAAACAAGUACUUGAAGGAAUUGGCUUCGCUAAAGGGACCAAGGCUCAGCGACAGCUUGUUGCAAAGGUGGCAGAAAAGCGCCUUGGACGUGGGUUUCUUUUACUAUCGUCCGGAAAACCGAAUCGAAAUACCUUGGGCAAUGUUCUCUCCUCCAUUUUUCCAGCGAGGACUUCCUCGAUCCCUAAACUAUGGUGCCAUCGGCGGGCUUAUUGCUCACGAAAUGUUCCAUGCCUUCGACGCAAGCGCUAUGGCAAGCAAGAAUGCUGAAAUAAACAUAAAACUGGAUUCUAAUGAUACAGCGGCGUUUAAAAACAAAACGAAGUGUUUUUUCAACCAAUACAAGAACGCCAGCGAGACGCUGUGGAAGGGUAUCGACCCCGCGGACUUUUGGGACCCCGAUGAAUAUAAUGACUCGAAUUCCGUGUCAUCAGCUGGAGCCUCAGCUGGCCACUGGCUCUGA
This is a messenger RNA of Dermacentor silvarum, 1576 nucleotides long. Its product is annotated as neprilysin-like. Gene Ontology annotation, molecular function: metalloendopeptidase activity. NCBI's taxonomy places the organism in Eukaryota, Metazoa, Arthropoda, Arachnida, Ixodida, Ixodidae. The transcript has 15 exons. Gene Ontology annotation, biological process: protein processing. The coding region runs from base 77 to 1576 and encodes 499 amino acids. Gene Ontology annotation, cellular component: plasma membrane. The record is from RefSeq and is a predicted model, not a curated record.